Messenger RNA from Erythranthe guttata (spotted monkey flower), 1346 nucleotides. NCBI's taxonomy places the organism in Eukaryota, Viridiplantae, Streptophyta, Magnoliopsida, Lamiales, Phrymaceae. The record is from RefSeq and is a predicted model, not a curated record.
AAAAAAAACAAGAAAUUCAAAACGAAACAAAAAGCAUCUAAAAAAUGAUUCUGCAAAUCAUCAAAGUGGUGAAAUAUUGGUCGGAAGGAGAGAUAACAAACUUCAUCAAGGUAUGGACACUCGUUUUCGCCUCUCUCUGCUUCUGCUUUUUCGCAGCCAAACACGUCCCAAAGGGCUUAUCCAGGCUCUUGAUUGUAAUCCCGGUCAUAAUCCUGAAUCUAAUCCUGCCUUUAAGCCUACACACAAUGCAUCUCGGCGGCUCGUCGGCUUUCUUCUUGGCUUGGCUCGCCAAUUUCAAGCUGAUCAUGUUCGCCUUCGGAGAGGGUCCGUUAUCCGAUCCUUCGAUUUCGCUUCCGAGAUUUGCCGCUCUCGCUUGCCUCCCCAUCAAAUCCAAGCUGCUAAUCACAACUAGCCAGGAUAAAAUUAUCCCAUCCAAACACGGCCUUAAGUCGUUGUGGAAUUACGCGGUCAAGGUGUUGCUCAUCUGCUUGCUUCUAAAAAUGUAUGAUUAUUCCGAUCUGAUCCAUCCGAAAUUCACGUGGGUUUUGUAUAGCCUCCACAUUUAUUUCGGGCUCGAGGUUAUCCUAGCCAUCGUUGGCGGAUUGGCUAAAACCCUUGUCGGGAUCGAGCUCGAGCCUCAGUUCGACGAGCCCUACCUCUCGGCUUCGUUGCAGGAAUUUUGGGGCCGGAGGUGGAAUCUUAUGGUGACGCGUAUUCUACACCCGACGGUUUACAAGCCCGUUAUGCAGCUAUCAACCCCAAUCACGGGCCGGAAGUGGGCCCCACUGCCCGCAAUGGUGGGAUCGUUUCUCGUCUCUGGUUUAAUGCACGAGGUGAUUUUCUUCUACAUGGGCCACAGGGGGGCCAGCGGAGAAAUCACCUUGUUUUUCGUGCUCCACGGCGUGUGUUUGGCCGCGGAGGUGACAGUCAAGAAAGUAGUCAACGGCCGGUGGCGGUUGACUAAGUCAAUUUCGGGCCCGUUGACGAUUGGGUGGGUUAUGGUUACCGCGUUUUGGUUAUUUUUUCCAGAGUUUUUGAGGUGUAAUGUGGUACCACGGGCUUUCGACGAGUACGCGGCGAUGGGUGGAUUCGUGAAGGAUAUUAGUGACGUUUUGGUAUUUAAAUCUUUCGAUAAUGUUACGAGGUUUAGUUUAGUUUAGUCGAAGGAUGAAUUAAUAUUCCAAUAUUUGUUUUAUUGUAUAACAAAUAAGCUAUGGUGUGUGCCUAGUUGAACCUCCUAAUUAACCUCUAUUCAAUGAAGUAGCUUGAUAACUAUUAACUUACGAUCAUUUCUGAAGUAAAGUUUUUUUACGAAAAAAUACUUUAUGUUUUCAUAUUUGAUCAAA